This is a messenger RNA of Cladocopium goreaui, 1199 nucleotides long. The record is from the annotation of a GenBank genome assembly. NCBI's taxonomy places the organism in Eukaryota, Dinophyceae, Suessiales, Symbiodiniaceae.
GGUACAGCUAUCUGGAGGUCGAUCACAUCACCAGUAGCCGAGGAGUCUCUGAACCGAACCAGCUGCAGAUGCCGGUCUGGAGGAGGAGGUGUGAUGAUGAGCUCACCCUUGGAUUUGUCGAUGCCAUCGCUCAGAAGGACGUGCUUGGUGAGCUCAAGAAGAUCAAGAAGCGCACACUUCACACACAAAGCUGCCAACAUGGUGUUGUGGUUGCAAUCAGUGAGCUUCUCGCCUUCUAUGUCCUCAAGCUUGACUGGUUCCGCCAUGACCCGGGCGCUGGACUGGGACCGCUCUCGGCGGAGCUUCGACGCUACGAGAUCCGCAGCUGGCAGCGGCUGCGGCAGGGGAUGGAACAGACACGCCAGGCACCCUUCGAGGCGUGCGCGUGUGCGGGGAAAGGUUACGACAUGCUGAUGGCCAUGCGUGACAACAUCAAGAGGCUUUGGCUCUACCAUCCCAACUUCACCGGAAUGCUCACGAGCCCGGGAGAACCGGCCCAUCACAUGUCCAUGCUGCAGUCCUGCGUGGAGCCUCGAAUGGCUCAGGAGGCUCUGCUGCUUUUCGAGCAGACGUCGCUUCAAACGAACUGCGUAUCUGGAGAUGUUGCCACCAACAUCGCAGUAGCUCAAGCGUGCAUUCUGCAACGAAAGUGGGAUCGGGCAGCAGAGCUGUACCUGUUGGCCUUUGCACUGGUGGUGCUAGCUCCAUGGACAGACUGUUUGACGCUCUCCUUCUGGGACCUGACGGCGGAGGACGUGGUGUACAACGCCGCCCGCCUGCUGGCGCCGAGCCGCCGCGCAGCGGUGCCGUUGACGCCGCGGCAGGCGGUGCGCCAAGUGGCCUGGCGCCGGAGUCCGUAUCGCUUGAUGCCGGUGCACCAGAAUCGCUGCGAUGGUCCCAUUGCACUGGAUGGUUUUUGCUUAGAAUCUGGCGCAAUCGUGGUUCCCAAAUGGCGUGGAAGUGAUGUCAGAACUGCCCUCUGCGCGGAGUUUGGUGCAUUUGAUAGCCCUAAUCUGGUCAAAGAGGUAAAGUUGGAGCAGAUUCAACAGGAUGUGGACCCCUCUGGGGAACUCAAAAACCUUCAGGCCUUUCUGGUGCCAGUAGGCACGCCCUUCCCCAACGUUUGGCAUGCGCUACACUGGUGGGUGCCUGCUUUAGCCUUGAAGGAGGAGCGCGGAUGGCUGGCAACAGAACUUCAG